CAUAGAUUUUGGGCAGACGGUAACCGCCGAUGCCUUCAACUUCGCUUGGCUUUGAUUAGCCAUCGUUGCGGUGAACAGAGAUUUCAAAAAUCUAUGCCAAACCCACGUAGAAAUCUCCUGUAAGAAAAGGGGACCAAAUCGAAGAAACAUUCAACAAGACCGCGCUGUUGGCUCGGCUCUGCUGCGUCCGGGUGAACCGGCCUUUGCCGCAACUAACUCGUUCUUGCGCUCUUUCAUGGUAUCAUUCCACUUGCCGCCGUACCUAAAAUUCAGCCACUGCGAGUGCUCGAGAGACAGAGAAAGAGAGAGAGACAGACAGAAUUUCAGUGUAAGGAAAAAACCAAUCAAUCUCGGGUUCAUGGAUCCGUGGCUCUGUUUCGCCGUUUCCAAGAUCUGUGAAUCACUGUGAAUAGCGAAAGUACAAGGGCUCCACGCUCUCUGGGAUUGGCCUCUGUUUGUCUCCUGCCAAAGAAGUUUCAACCAUCGUCUGGUUGAAUUUGGAGGAACCAAACCAAACCCAAAGUCUUUCCCUUUCAACCCCAGCAGUCGCUCACAAUUUACACAAAGCCUCGCUCAAAAGCACCUAACUUUGGCCAAAUCUUACCAUCCUCUUGCAAAUCGAUCACUACCCAACAGUCAAAAUUACCCACAAUACAUAAGAAUAAGGAAUGGGGAAGCAAUCGACAAACAGGGAUUGGUCGCAGAUCUACGGGAUAUACGGCAUGGACCAGUGGCAGACCCUGCUCUUCCUCCUGCUCCACGCCGUCUUCUUCUCCUCCAUGUCCGUCCUCUUCCUCCUCUACUUCGACCCCAUCUGCGCCUAUUUCGAGGCGACCCUCCUGUCCUCCGCCGCGUGGGCCCGGUUCGCCGCCGGCUUCGCGGGGUGCGUGACGGCGCUGUCGGCGGUCUGCCUGUUCUACGCCGCCGGGAACUUCUUCUACUCGGCGCUGCCGUUGCACCACGACAUGGCCCAGCGGAUCGUCGGCGCGGUCAGCGACUGGUCGACGGUGAGGAACGCGCUCGACCUCGGGUGCGGCCGGGGGAUCCUGCUGAAUGCGGUGGCGACGCAGCUCAAGAAGACCGGCAGCUCGGGCCGGGUCGUGGGGCUGGCCCAGUGCAAGAGGACCGCUCUCUCUACUCUAAGGACCGCAAACAUGGAAGGUGUGCAAGAGUACGUGACGUGCCGGGAGGGAGACGCGAGGCGGCUGCCGUUCCCGGACAACUACUUCGACGUGGUGGUGUCGGCGGCGUUCGUGCACACGGUGGGGAAGGAGCACGGCCACCGGACGGCGGAGGCGGCGGCGGAGAGGAUGCGGGUGGUGGGGGAGCUGGUGCGGGUGCUGAAGCCCGGCGGGGUCGGGGUGGUGUGGGACGUGAUGCACGCGGCGGAGUACGUGCGGCGGCUGCAGGAGCUGAGGAUGGACGACAUCCUGGUGUCGGAGCGGGUCACGGCCUUCAUGAUGAGCAGUCACAUCGUGUCGUUCGCCAAGCCCAGCGAGCACGUUGUGGGCCUCGGCGAGGUCCGUUUGGACUGGCGAUGAAGUUGAAGGGGGGAGGUAUACCUAUAGUUUUUACUAUUUUAUUAUGGUUAUAAAAUUUAUAAUCGUUCUUUUGGAAGAAAUAAAGAUAUAUAUUGAGAGAGAAAAGAAGAAUGUUUAGGGAAAUCGAAAAAUAAAAAACAUUUUCUUUUUUGGGUACGGGGUUUUUGGGAUUUGGGCAAAGUGUCCGGGGAGGCGAAGUCAAACCAGAUGCGUUUGCUUUGAGCACCGUAUAAGUAAAAAAAUAGAGUUAGGUAAAUUAUGGCCAUCGAAAUAAUUAGUAAUUGAUGGCAAGAAGAUACGGUGAAGACUUGAUAUUGUACAUAUUCAUUAUCUCGUGUCACUGAGACGGUUUCGCAAAGUUUCUAGAUGUUUAUGCGGAUUCAA
Messenger RNA from Syzygium oleosum, 1925 nucleotides. RefSeq lists its product as uncharacterized. The record is from RefSeq and is a predicted model, not a curated record. Lineage: Eukaryota; Viridiplantae; Streptophyta; Magnoliopsida; Myrtales; Myrtaceae. The transcript is spliced from 4 exons. The coding region runs from base 669 to 1541 and encodes 290 amino acids. Gene Ontology annotation, molecular function: S-adenosylmethionine-dependent methyltransferase activity.